AUGUCUUUCGAAUGUCCAGCGUUAUAUCCCAACACCAAUAUCCAGAACGUGUUGGAUGUGAUCGAGCACUUGGAAAAUGUGAGCUUGGCCACAUUUCAACGGAUUAAUGAAAAAAUCGAUGAACAACGUCAAUUUCUAAGCGAGGUACAUCAACGAGUGUCUGUGAUUAAGCAUUCAUUGAAUAGUAUUCAAUUGGAGAGAAAAAACGAGACGCUCCUUGUGAAAAGCUCUCCAGUUUUUCCUUCCAUGUCAAAGAUAAACGACAAGCCCUGCUUUUCUAUGACUCGCGAUCGAAUCACCGUGCAAGACAUGAUCACUCAUAGGCACUCAAUUCCUUAUUUUCCGAAUCAUCGACCAAAAUUGCAUCAUCACAAUACCAGUGUCAAUCAUUUCAAAACGACUUCCAAUUCACCCAUUUCAAUGAUGGAUGGUAUUGGAAAAUAUCAUGCAUAUCCAAUAUCAUCUGUGAGUGAGCUUGUUUGUUUCAAUACAAAUAUGCGUGUUUUCCAUAAUUAUCAUGGAGUAGAUCCUCUCAGUUCCAACACUUUCACCUCACGUGGUGAUCGUUGCAGACCACCACCAUGUGACAAUCCUUUAAAAAUACCACCUGGACCAUAUUCGCUAUCUUUCAAUUCCAUUUACGAAUGCAUUCAGGAAAGAAAGAAUCAAAACGAUAUCAUCACACCCUUUGUUCCUAUCAUGCAUUCAUUACCUCCACUUGAUUUGCCAUCCAAUCUCAAUUUGCCAAAUAUUGCCUGUACUACUCAUUGGGAGCGUCAUGCUGCUGUGGAACAAGAACGAAUGCCUACUCUUCCAUGUGAAAUAGUGAAUAUCGAGCAACAAGUAGGGAUGAGCAAGUCUGAAACAAGAGAGAAUGAACAACAGGAUUUUUCUCAAGAACCAAUCAUUUUCGAGCCAUUAGUAAUCAUGGAAAACCAUUCCUUAUCUGAAGUAGUUCAACCACCAUGUUCAACAUCUCAUAAUUUGGAAAUUCCAUCUGAAACGAAUCAUUUGAGAGACACAACUCAACAAAUCGAUGACAUUCAAAUCAAUAUAUUCACAGAAAAUGAAACCACAUCAAUGACGGAAAAUGAAAACAUCAUCGUGACAGCUCCUCCAAAUCUUUGGGAUUCUAUCACCAACUUUACAAGAGAUAAUUUAAGACGAACGGUACCAAAUGCUCAUAGGAAUCAGCAUGAAAACUCAAAUACCAACCCUAUUUAUGGUCAUAUGAUAAGGGUUCUAGAUUUGAGGAGAAUAGGCAUUGAGGGUAGUGCGGAUGAAGAAAAUGAUACCUCUUCCACUGUGACUGACACCUGGUAG
This is a messenger RNA of Naegleria fowleri, 1323 nucleotides long. RefSeq lists its product as uncharacterized. The record is from RefSeq and is a predicted model, not a curated record. Gene Ontology annotation, molecular function: gamma-tubulin binding; alpha-tubulin binding. Gene Ontology annotation, cellular component: recycling endosome; early endosome; WASH complex. Lineage: Eukaryota; Heterolobosea; Eutetramitea; Acrasida; Naegleriidae. Bases 1 to 1323 code for a protein of 440 amino acids. The transcript has 2 exons. Gene Ontology annotation, biological process: Arp2/3 complex-mediated actin nucleation; endocytic recycling; exocytosis.